This is a messenger RNA of Malania oleifera, 2162 nucleotides long. RefSeq lists its product as uncharacterized. Bases 343 to 1761 code for a protein of 472 amino acids. Lineage: Eukaryota; Viridiplantae; Streptophyta; Magnoliopsida; Santalales; Ximeniaceae. The transcript has 6 exons. The record is from RefSeq and is a predicted model, not a curated record.
AAGGUGAAGGGUGUGCUUUCAGUUUCCACCUUUUCUUCUGAAAAAGGUUGCCAUGGAGAUCCAUAUCAGAAGCAGUCCUAUCUUACCUCUCCUUUGAUUUUGCGAUGUCUUUACAUCAUCAGGCCUUUGAUGGAUUAUUUGGAAUAAAUCUUUGAAGGGUUCUGAAGUCAUGGCUGCACUGUUAUCCUAUGCUACAAUUUAAUUUGUAUGGUGGUAGGGGCCCAAAAUUGAGCACUUGAGAUCCUCCCUUGUAGUUGUUGUGGCUGGAAUCCUGUUGCGUUUGCAGUGGUGCUGAUUGUGCCUUGUUGUUAAGUUUCUUUUGUGACCAGUCAAAUCAGUUUGAUGGGUUCCCGUUUCCCAUCCCAUCAGCUGAGCAAUGGCCUGUAUGUAUCAGGCCGGCCAGAGCAACCAAAAGAAAGGCCACCAACAAUGAGCUCAACGGCCAUGCCUUAUACUGGUGGUGAUAUUAAAAAAUCCGGAGAACUUGGGAAAAUGUUUGAUAUCCCAGUAGAUGGUUCCAGGUCAAGAAAAUCUGGACCUAUAAAUAAUGCCCCAUCAAGAUCUGGAUCAUUUGGUGGUGCUGCAACCCACUCAGGACCAAUCAUGCCUAAUACUGCAAAUCGACCGAGCUCUGGUACUUCAGUAAAGAAGUCUAAUUCAGGACCACUUAAUAGACAUGGUGAUCCAGUGAAGAAGUCUUCUGGUCCUCAACCUGGAGCUGGAACUGUUUCUCGCCAAAAUUCAGGCCCUCUACCUCCAGUUCUCCCUACCACAGGUCUCAUUACAUCUGGCCCCAUUUCUUCAGGCCCCCUAAAUUCAUCAGGUGCUCCUCGGAAAGUAUCUGGUCCGUUGGAUUCCACAGGUUCAGUCAAGCUGCAAAGUGUCCCUAUGGUUCACGGCCAAGCUGUGACUAAUCUUAGCCAGGAGGAUGAAUAUUCUUUUCAUCGUAGUUUCCCGAAGCCAAUACUUUGGUCAAUGAUUCUGCUGUUUGUAAUGGGUUUCAUUGCUGGUGGUUUUAUCCUUGGUGCUGUCCACAAUCCCAUUCUUCUCAUUGUUGUUGUGGUUCUCUUUGGCACGGUUGCUGCUGCUUUUACUUGGAAUGCUUAUUGGGGAAGAAGAGCUAUAACUGGUUUCAUUGCCAGUUAUCCAGAUGCUGAUCUUAGAACUGCAACGGAGGGCCAAUUUGUCAAAGUUUCAGGGGUGAUUACAUGUGGAAAUGUUCCUCUUGAGUCAUCCUUUCAAAAGGUUCCUAGAUGUGUGUAUACAUCUACAAGUUUAUAUGAGUAUCGAGGAUGGGAUUCAAAAGCUGCCAACCCGACGCAUCGCCGUUUUACAUGGGGUCUUCGAUCUCUUGAGAGGCACGUGGUUGAUUUUUACAUUUCUGACUUCCAGUCUGGGCUGAGGGCAUUGGUUAAGACUGGCUACGGUGCUAGAGUGACUCCGUAUGUUGAUGAAUCUGUUGUUGUUGACAUCAAUGAGUCAAACAGAGAGAUGUCUCCGGAAUUCAUCAGAUGGUUAGGAGAGAGAAAUCUCUCAAGUGAUGAUCGAGUAAUGCGUUUGAAAGAAGGGUACAUUAAAGAAGGUAGUGCUGUAAGUGUAAUGGGGGUUGUUCAGCGGAAUGAUAAUGUGCUGAUGAUUGUUCCUUCCCAAGAUCCAAUACCAACAGGGUGCCAAUGGUUCAAGUGCAUUCUGCCUGCUAGCCUUGAGGGUAUUGUCUUAAGAUGUGAGGACACUUCUAAGAUCGAUGUCAUUCCUGUGUAGAAAUAGAGCAUUUUGAAGCCCAAAUUCAUGCCAUUAUUGUUUUUUGAGAUUUAAUUGGUUGGUUAGUGUUGACAGUGAUGGUGACAGUAAUAGUGGUGGUGAUGUUCUUUCUUUUUUCUUUUUUUAUUUCUUUUUUAUUUCUUUUUUAGUUUUUUUCCACCUGGUGUAUAGUUUUUAUGUGAUUUAUUUUCAUCUUAGGGUUGAACCCUUUGUAAUGAGGUUGGUGUGAUUAUAGUGCAGGGGAACUGAAGUGUUCAUUGAAGGGAUUUGAGGGUUGAGAGAUGAUGUGUUUAAAAAUGCUUUGAGAUAAUUUCGGUUAUAUGGGUCGUGUCUAAGUUGUGUACUCUGAGAUGUGAAUGUUAUCUUGUUUGUUAUGGAAUGAAUCCUUUGCUGGUUCAGCA